This is a messenger RNA of Orycteropus afer afer, 1378 nucleotides long. It is a transcript of the gene NDRG1, whose product is annotated as N-myc downstream regulated 1. Gene Ontology annotation, cellular component: cytoplasm. Gene Ontology annotation, biological process: signal transduction. NCBI's taxonomy places the organism in Eukaryota, Metazoa, Chordata, Mammalia, Tubulidentata, Orycteropodidae. The record is from RefSeq and is a predicted model, not a curated record.
UCGGCUGGGCGCCGCGCCGCCACCCAGCACCAGUCGCUUUGCCUUUCUCCCUCUGCCUUAGGCAGGUGACAGCAGGAAGAUGUCUCGGGAUCUGCAGGACGUGGACCUCGCCGAGGUGAAGCCUCUGGUGGAGAAAGGGGAGACCAUCACCGGCCUCCUUCAAGAGUUUGAUGUUCAGGAGCAGGACAUUGAAACGUUACAUGGCUCCAUUCACGUCACACUGUGUGGAACUCCCAAGGGGAACCGGCCCGUCAUCCUCACAUACCACGACAUUGGCAUGAACCACAAAACCUGCUACAACCCGCUCUUCAACUCCGAGGACAUGCAAGAGAUCACCCAGCACUUUGCUGUGUGUCACGUGGAUGCCCCCGGCCAGCAGGACGGUGCUGCCUCCUUCCCCGUGGGGUACAUGUACCCCUCCAUGGACCAGCUGGCUGAAAUGCUUCCUGGAGUCCUUCACCAAUUUGGGCUGAAGAGCGUCAUUGGCAUGGGGACUGGUGCGGGCGCCUACAUCCUAACGCGAUUUGCUCUGAACAACCCUGAGAUGGUGGAGGGCCUUGUGCUCAUCAACGUGAACCCCUGUGCAGAAGGCUGGAUGGACUGGGCUGCCUCCAAGAUCUCAGGAUGGACCCAGGCCCUGCCAGACAUGGUGGUGUCCCACCUCUUUGGGAAGGAAGAAAUGCAGAGCAAUGUGGAGGUGGUCCACACCUACCGCCAUCAUGUUGUGAACGACAUGAACCCCACCAACCUGCACCUGUUCAUCAACGCCUACAACAGCCGACGGGACCUGGAGAUCGAGCGGCCCAUGCCGGGAACCCACACCGUCACCCUUCAGUGCCCUGCUUUGUUGGUGGUUGGGGAUAAUUCUCCUGCUGUGGAUGCUGUGGUGGAAUGCAACUCUAAAUUGGACCCAACGAAGACGACCCUCCUCAAGAUGGCUGACUGUGGUGGCCUCCCUCAGAUCUCCCAGCCGGCCAAGCUUGCGGAGGCCUUCAAGUACUUUGUGCAAGGCAUGGGAUACAUGCCGUCCGCCAGCAUGACUCGCCUGAUGCGGUCUCGCACGGCCUCAGGCUCCAGCGUCACCUCCCUGGAGGGUGCCCGCAGCCGCUCCCACACCAGCGAGGGUGCCCGCAGCCGCUCCCACACCAGCGAGGGUGCUCGUCUCGACAUCACCCCCAGCUCCGGUGCCACUGGGAACAGUACUGGGCCCAAGUCCAUGGAGGUGUCCUGCUAGGUGGCCUUGCGGCCUCCACACCUGGACUUGGAUCUGUAGCGGCCCCCUCCCCUCCAAACCCUUCCCACCCCUGCCUGCCAUUCCGCACAUAACUUGGCAUUAAUCCAAAGCUUAUUUUCUAAGAGUGAGCUCUGGUGAUGACAA